UUUUUUUUUUUUUUUUUUUCCUUUGAGACAGAGUCUCCCUCUGUUGUCCAGGCUGGAGUGCAGUGGCGUGAUCAUGGCUCACUGUAGCCUUGACCUCCUGAGCUCAAGCAAUUCUCCCACCUCUCAGCCUCCUGAGUGGCUGGGACUACAGGAAUGUGCCACUGUGCCCAGCUAAUUUUUGUAUUUUUUAAAUAGAGACCCAGUUUCACCAUGUUGUCCAGGCUGGUCUCAAACUCCUGGUCUCAAGCAAUCUGCCUGUCUUGGCCUUCCAAAGUGCUGGGAUUACAGACGUGCGCCUGACCUUUUUUUUUUUUUUUUUUUUUUUUUUAGAGAUGGGGUCUUGCUGUGUUGCCAGGGCUGGAAUGCAGUGCUUAUUCGCAGGUGUGAUCAUAGUGUGCUACAGCCUCGACCUCCUAGGCUGAAGUGAUACCCACCUCAGCCUUCCAAGUAGCUAGGACUACAGGUAUGCCACUGCACCCAGACAGUGUUUUUGCAAAGCACAAUUUGUAAUUUUGGUGAAGUCCAGUUUAUCAGUUCUUUAUUUUAUGAACCAUGCUUUUAGUGUCAUACCUAAAAUCUCUGCCUAACCUCAGGUUACAAAUAUUUUUCCCAAUGUUUUCUUCUAGAUAACUUAUUUCUUUGCAUUUUAUAUUUUGCUCUAUGAUCCAUUUUGAGGUUUUUUUUUUUGUUUUUUGUUUUUUUAUAAGGUGUAAGGUUUGGGUGAAGGUUCUGUUUUUGCCUCUGGUUGUCCCAUUGCAACAAAACACCAUUUGUUCAAGAGACUAACCUUUCUUCGUUGAAUUGCCUUUAUUCCUUUGCCAAAAGUCAAUUGACUAUAUAUGUGUAAAGCUGUUUCUGGAUUCUCUUAUUUUGUUCCAUACCAUACAAUCUUGAUUAUUAUAGCUUUAUACUAUAUCUUAAAAUUAGGCAAUAUUGUUUCUCCAAUUUUAUUCUUUUUCAAAAUUAUUUUGACUACCCUAGUUCCUUUGCUUUUUCAUAUAUAUUUUAGAAUCAGUUUAUCUAUAGCUACAAAAAAUCCUUUUGGGAUUUGAUUAGGAGUGCAUUAAAUCUGUAGAUCACUUUAGGGAAAAAUGGACAUCUUUUCUAUGUUGAAUCUUCAAAUCUAUGAACACAGUAUGUCUUGCAGUUUAUUUGUGUUCUCUGAUCUCUUCUAUCAGCAUUUUGUGGUUUUGAGCAAAUUGCUUCUCUGUAUAUUUUGUUAGAUUUAUUCCCCACUAUUUCGUAUUUUUGUAGCUAUUGUCAAUAGUAUUUUUAAAAAUCUUGGUUUUCAGCUUUUCUUUGCUAAUAUAUAGAAAUUUGGUUCAUUUUUGUGUUGUCUUUAUAUCACGUGACUUUUUUUAAAUUAUACUUUAAGUUUUAGGGUACAUGUGCACAACGUGCAGGUUAGUUACAUAUGUAUACAUGUGCCAUGUUGGUGUAUCAUGUGACCUUUCAAACUGACUUAUUAGUUCUAAGACUUUUUAGUAGAAUUCUUGGUUUUUUCCUGCAUAGACAAUCUGUGUUGUCUGCCAAAAGGCAUAGUUUUAUUUAUUCUUUCCAAAAUGUAUGUCUUUUAUUUCUUUUUCUUGCUUUAUUACACUGGCUAUGACUUGUAGUCCACAGUCUUGAAUAGGAGUGGUGAGAGUAGACUUCCUUGCCUUGUUCUUGAUGUUAGGAGGAAAGCAUUCAGUCUUUUAUCCUCUAGUAUAAUUUUCACGGUAGAGUUUUUGUGUAUGGGAGGCUGCAUGUUUUAUUUAUUUAUAUAUAUAUAUUUUGAGACAGAGUCUCACUUGUCAUCCAGGCUGGAAUGCAGUGGUGCGAUCUCAGCUCACUGCAGCCUCCGCCUUCCGGGUUCAAGUGAUUCUCCUGCCUCAGCCUCCCGAGUAGCUGGGAUUACAGGCAUGUGCUACCACACCGGCUAAUUUUUUUUUUUUGAGACGCAUCUCGCUCUGUUGCCCAGGCUGGAGUGCAAUGGCGUGAUCUUGGCUCACUGCAACCUCUGCCUCCCGGGUUCAAGCAAUUCUCUUGCCUCAGCCUCCUGAGUAGGUGAGACUACAGGCACCCGCCACCGUGCCCAGCUAAUUUUUAUGUGUUUAAUAGAGAUGGGGUUUCAUCAUGUUGACCAGGAUGGUCUCCAUCUAUUGACCUCGUGAUCUGCCUGCCUCGGCCUCCCAAAGUGCUGGGAUUACAGGCGUGAGCCACUGCGCCUGGCCACACCCGGCUGAUUUUUUUGUAUUUUUAGUUGAGACGGGGUUUUGCCAUGUUGGCCAGGCUGGUCUCUAACUCCUGGCCUCAGGUGAUCCGCCCACCUCAGCCUCCCAAAGUGCUGGGAUUGCCGGUGUGAACCACCGCGUCCAGCUGCAUGUUUUACUUUUUAGUUUUGUUAGCUUUUAAAUUUUGAAGUAAUAUGUAGUCAUACACAUUUCAAGCAAUAAUUUGAGUCACUUUAAAGGAAAAAAGAAAGAACCUACUAAAUUUUAAAUCCUUAACCUGUUAGGAUUAUUAACAAAUGUCUGAUAUUAAGGCAGUGGGAGUUGUUAGAUUUCAGUUGUUAAAUCAGUAGCUUCUUGAAGAUUUCUUGAAUAAAUACUUAGUUUUGGCUUAAUCUGGAGAUAUUUUCAACAAACAAAAUAAUCAUAGGGAUAGGGAGGGCAAUUAGUUUGUUGUAAAAUAUAUUUAUGCUUAAAAUUUUUGAAAAAUGGCUCUCAAGGUGUCUUGUGUUUUCUAGAGUCUAGUUUUAUUCUACUGUUCCUUUGUUUUUAACUUGUAAUAUUGUUUAGUAGAAAACUUUCUAAUAUACCAAAAAUUUCAGUAAAUGGAACUUAAAAAAUGUAAACCAUUCCUGAUUUCAUCUUGUUUGUUGACAACUUGUCUCAGAUAUUAAGAUUUUAUAUUAAACUGCAGACUUUCUUUAACAUUAAGGAUUUUGAUUUUCCUUGAACCUUGAUUGGAAAAUAGUUUAGAAUACUGCUAUAAUUGGUAAAAUUUGAGGUGAGAAAAAUAACUUUAGCAAACAUAUACUGAGUAUCUAGAGAUAACUUGCAGUUUUAGCUUCUUUACUCUCCCUGAGAUUUUGGGAUUUUAAUAAUCUAGAAAGCCACAACUCCUUACUGUCUUUGUCAGUUUGGAUUUUUAUAACAAGAUAUUAUAGACUAGAUGGCUUCAACAAUAGACAUUUCUUUCCCACAGUUCUGAAGGCUGCAGGCUGGGAAGUCCAAGACCAAGAGGCCAGCAGAUUUAAUACCUGAUGAGGGCCCGCUUCCUGAUUUGCAUACAGCUGCCUUCUUGCUGUAUGGUCUCAUGGCUGAGAGAGAUCAUUGUCUUUUUCUUGUAAGCGCAGUAAUCCCAUCAUGAAGUUCCCACCCUCAUGACCUGAUUACCUCUGGAAGGCCUCACAUCCACAUCCAUCACAUUGGGGAUGAGAGUUUCAACAUGAAAUUCAAUAUGAAUUUUAGGAGAAACACAAACAUUCAGUCUGUAGUACUUUUGACAUAAUGCUUUCGUGAAAACUUGUUAGAAAGUUGAAUGUCUAAAAUUUGUCCCAUUGACUUAUCUAUCUUAUAUGGGAGUUCUUUCACUCCAGAGAACUAAAAAUUAUAAAAUGUCUAAUUAUGGUUUGUGCAGGUGUUGCCUCUUGGGUCCAGACUGCCUGGCUGGUGGGUGAUAACCAGCCCAAAUAUUCUUGCCAACCAGUGCCACCUGUGGCUCUGCAGGGAAGAGCGGGAGAGAAGAACUCAGGUGCAGGUGGUCAUGAAAGGGAGGUUGAGUUGGUUGUUUCACGAAGAAAUCCAGAGGAUGUCCAGGAGAUAAUUGUAUGGAAGAGAUACAGUGAUUUUAAGAAACUACACAAAGAACUAUGGCAAAUUCACAAAAACUUAUUCCGACAUUCAGAGUUGUUUCCUCCAUUUGCUAAAGGAAUAGUGUUUGGGCGAUUUGAUGAAACUGUUAUCGAAGAGAGAAGACAAUGUGCUGAAGACCUGCUACAGUUCUCUGCCAAUAUUCCUGCUCUUUACAAUAGUAAACAGCUUGAAGACUUUUUCAAGGGUGGAAUAAUUAAUGAUAGUUCUGAAUUAAUUGGUCCUGCUGAAGCUCACUCAGAUUCCCUCAUUGAUACCUUUCCUGAGUGUAGUACGGAAGGCUUCUCCAGUGACAGUGAUCUGGUAUCUCUUACUGUUGAUGUGGAUUCUCUUGCUGAGUUAGAUGAUGGAAUGGCUUCCAAUCAAAAUUCUCCCAUUAGAACUUUUGGUCUCAAUCUUUCUUCGGAUUCUUCAGCACUAGGGGCUGUUGCUUCUGACAGUGAACAGAGCAAAACAGAAGAAGAACGGGAAAGUCGUAGCCUCUUUCCUGGCAGUUUAAAGCCGAAGCUUGGCAAGAGAGAUUAUUUGGAGAAAGCAGGAGAAUUAAUAAAGCUGGCUUUAAAAAAGGAAGAAGAAGACGACUAUGAAGCUGCUUCUGAUUUUUAUAGGAAGGGAGUUGAUUUACUCCUAGAAGGUGUUCAAGGAGAGUCAAGCCCUACCCGUCGAGAAGCUGUGAAGAGAAGAACAGCCGAGUACCUCAUGCGGGCAGAAAGUAUCUCUAGUCUUUAUGGGAAACCUCAGCUUGAUGAUGUAUCUCAGCCUCCAGGAUCACUAAGUUCAAGGCCCCUUUGGAACCUAAGGAGCCCUGCCGAGGAGCUGAAGGCCUUCAGAGUCCUUGGGGUGAUUGACAAGGUUUUACUUGUAAUGGACACAAGGACAGAACAGACUUUCAUUUUAAAAGGUCUAAGGAAAAGCAGUGAAUACAGCAGGAACAGAAAGACCAUCAUCCCCCGCUGUGUGCCCAACAUGGUGUGUCUGCAUAAGUACAUCAUCUCUGAGGAGUCAGUAUUUCUUGUGCUGCAGCAUGCGGAAGGUGGCAAACUGUGGUCAUAUAUCAGUAAAUUUCUAAACAGAAGUCCUGAAGAAAGCUUUGACAUCAAGGAAGUGAAAAAACCUACACUUGCAAAAGUUCACCUGCAGCAGCCAACUUCUAGUCCUCAGGACAGCAGUAGCUUUGAAUCCAGAGGAAGUGAUGGUGGAAGCAUGCUUAAAGCUCUGCCUUUGAAGAGUAGUCUUACUCCAAGUUCUCAAGAUGACAGCAACCAGGAAGAUGAUGGCCAAGAUAGCUCUCCAAAGUGGCCAGAUUCUGGUUCAAGUUCAGAAGAAGAAUGUACUACUAGUUAUUUAACAUUAUGCAAUGAAUAUGGGCAAGAAAAGAUUGAACCAGGGUCUUUGAAUGAGGAGCCCUUCAUGAAGACUGAAGGGAAUGGUGUUGAUACAAAAGCUAUUAAAAGCUUCCCAGCACACCUUGCUGCUGACAGUGACAGCCCCAGCACACAGCUGAGAGCUCACGAGCUGAAGUUCUUCCCCAACGAUGACCCAGAAGCAGUUAGUUCUCCAAGAACAUCAGAUUCCCUCAGUAGAUCAAAAAAUAGCCCCAUGGAAUUCUUUAGGAUAGACAGUAAGGAUAGCGCAAGUGAACUCCUGGGACUUGACUUUGGAGAAAAAUUGUAUAGUCUAAAAUCAGAACCUUUGAAACCAUUCUUUACUCUUCCAGAUGGAGACAGUGCUUCUAGGAGUUUUAAUACUAGUGAAAGCAAGGUAGAGUUUAAAGCUCAGGACACCAUUAGCAGGGGCUCAGAUGACUCAGUGCCAGUUAUUUCAUUUAAAGAUGCUGCUUUUGAUGAUGUCAGUGGUACUGAUGAAGGAAGACCUGAUCUUCUUGUAAAUUUACCUGGUGAAUUGGAGUCAACAAGAGAAGCUGCAGCAAUGGGACCUACUAAGUUUACACAAACUAAUAUAGGGAUAAUAGAAAAUAAACUCUUGGAAGCCCCUGAUGUUUUAUGCCUCAGGCUUAGUACUGAACAAUGCCAAGCACAUGAGGAGAAAGGCAUAGAGGAACUGAGUGAUCCCUCUGGGCCCAAAUCCUAUAGUAUAACAGAGAAACACUAUGCACAGGAGGAUCCCAGGAUGUUAUUUGUAGCAGCUGUUGAUCAUAGUAGUUCAGGAGAUAUGUCUUUGUUACCCAGCUCAGAUCCUAAGUUUCAAGGACUUGGAGUGGUUGAGUCAGCAGUAACUGCAAACAACACAGAAGAAAGCUUAUUCCGUAUUUGUAGUCCACUCUCAGGUGCUAAUGAAUAUAUUGCAAGCACAGACACUUUAAAAACAGAAGAAGUAUUGCUGUUUACAGAUCAGACUGAUGAUUUGGCUAAAGAGGAACCAACUUCUUUAUUCCAGAGAGACUCUGAGACUAAGGGUGAAAGUGGUUUAGUGCUAGAAGGAGACAAGGAAAUACAUCAGAUUUUUGAGGACCUUGAUAAAAAAUUAGCACUAGCCUCCAGGUUUUACAUCCCAGAGGGCUGCAUUCAAAGAUGGGCAGCUGAAAUGGUGGUAGCCCUUGAUGCUUUACAUAGAGAGGGAAUUGUGUGCCGCGAUUUGAACCCAAACAACAUCUUAUUGAAUGAUAGAGGACACAUUCAGCUAACGUAUUUUAGCAGGUGGAGUGAGGUUGAAGAUUCCUGUGACAGCGAUGCCAUAGAGAGAAUGUACUGUGCCCCAGAGGUUGGAGCAAUCACUGAAGAAACUGAAGCCUGUGAUUGGUGGAGUUUGGGUGCUGUCCUCUUUGAACUUCUCACUGGCAAGACUCUGGUUGAAUGCCAUCCAGCAGGAAUAAAUACUCACACUACUUUGAACAUGCCAGAAUGUGUCUCUGAAGAGGCUCGCUCACUCAUUCAACAGCUCUUGCAGUUCAAUCCUCUGGAACGACUUGGUGCUGGAGUUGCUGGUGUUGAAGAUAUCAAAUCUCAUCCAUUUUUUACCCCUGUGGAUUGGGCAGAACUGAUGAGAUGAACGUAAUGCAGGGUUAUCUUCACACAUUCUGAUCUUCUCUGUGACAGGCAUCUCCAGCACUGAGGCACCUCUGACUCACAGUUACUUAUGGAGCACCAAAGCAUUUGGAUAAAGACCGUUAUAGGAAAUGGGGGGGAAAUGGCUAAAAGAGAACAAUUCGUUUACAAUUACAAGAUAUUAGCUAAUUGUGCCAGGGGCUGUUAUAUACAUAUAUACACAACCAAGGUGUGAUCUGAAUUUAAUCCACAUUUGGUGUUGCAGAUGAGUUGUAAAGCCAACUGAAAGAGUUCCUUCAAGAAGUUCCUCUGAUAGGAAGCUAGAAGUGUAGAAUGAAGUUUUACUUGACAGAAGGACCUUUACAUGGCAGCUAACAGUGCUUUUUGCUGACCAGGAUUGGUUUAUAUGAUUAAAUUAAUAUUUGCUUAAUAAUACACUAAAAGUAUAUGAACAAUGUCAUCAAUGAAACUUAAAAGCGAGAAAAAAGAAUAUACACAUAAUUUCUGACGGAAAACCUGUACCCUGAUGCUGUAUAAUGUAUGUUGAAUGUGGUCCCAGAUUAUUUCUGUAAGAAGACACUCCAUGUUGUCAGCUUUGUACUCUUUGUUGAUACUGCUUAUUUAGAGAAGGGUUCAUAUAAACACUCACUCUGUGUCUUCAACAGCAUCUUUCUUUCCCCAUCUUUCUAUUUUCUGCACCCUCUGCUUGUUCCCUCAUAUUCUGUUCUUCCGACUCCUGCUAACACACAUGCAACAAAAAAGGGAAGGGAGUGCUUAUUUCCCUUUGUGUAAGGACUAAGAAAUCAUGAUAUCAAAUAAACAUGGUGAAACAUUAGAUCUCUUCUUCAUUUAAUAACCCUCCCCCCUUUUUUUCCUUGAAGAAAUGCGUCUGUUCCUUUCCUUGUGAAAUAUUAUCAGUUUCUACCAUUGCUUCUCAUGCUUGACUUUGUUUUACUUUUUGGCUUGGUAUACUAAGAAGCAAAGGAUCUCAUCUAAAUGGAAUUGAAUGGCAGUCCUAGUUUGUUACUUAUGGUGAUGAGAUUUUCAGAUUUGAACUAAUCUAUUUGACGUGAUUUAGAAAGAAUGUAAGUAUUCACACAUCUCCAAACAUUUGUAUUUGUUACUUCUUUUUGUUGCUAAGGUAGCUCCUGUAGUUAUGCAUUGUUGCAAAAAUUUACAAAUGUUUUAAAAGUGUUAACAUCUGUUUUUUUUUAAACGUUAGCCAAAGAAGAAGUCACUAUUUCCAAGUUAGAAACCACCAGAAAUAAUUGAAAUUUUUGAUAUGUUCUAAUCUUCUUUGCAUUUUUGAGAUCUGUGUGAGAGCCCAACCCCACUCCAGGAGCAUCUGUACAGCUUCCAUCUGCCAUCGACCAGGUCCUCUCAUCAAAUUAAAUGGAACAGAAAAUGCUCUAGUGAAACAAAGGAAAUGUGCAAGCAUUUUUCCUUUUUCUAUUAUUCUAUUUCCCUUUUUCCUUUUUGGCCCCCUUAUAAUCCAAACCCCAGCUGAAAGGCUGCAACAACACCAGGUUGGGGAGCAGGUCACCAGGAUCAUAGUUCAGUCAAAAUGACAUCACUCCCUGGAACUAGAUUUCAACUCACUAGUCCCCUGGCCUCAUAACAGGAACUUAUGCAGGUGAGACACAAGAAUGACUUCCUGUGUAGGACUAGUAGGAAAUCUGCAAGUACUUAGAGCUGGCCAUUACAGAACUUCCUUCCAGAAGUGCCCUGUGACAUGAAAGUAGGACUUCACAACUAAGGUGAAGAUCCCUGCCCUACCACAUGAUUUGAGUCUCUUGGAUUCAAAGGACAUUAAUGUCAACAGAUGGUUGCCAUGUCAGUCUGUUGACACAAUUCCAUUGCUUCAGUUUCUCCCCUUUUCUCUCUAUAUGUUUGGUUGGAGCUUGUGCCUAAUGUAAAUACAUCAUUCAUAAUUAGAAUGGACAUUAAUUAUUUUAGUAAUAAACACAGGAUAAAUAGCUUUGGGGUGAUGAACCAGAGUCUGUUUUUAUUUUAUGGUGUGUACAUAUUUUAAGCUGUACUUCUGUGAAUGGUACUGAUUUUUGUGGUUGUUUUUUUUUUAUAUUUUGUUUGUUUAAGCAGAAGAGUGGAAUAUGGGGUCAAAAUCAUAAAAGAAGUUGCCAUGA
Messenger RNA from Homo sapiens (human), 9006 nucleotides. RefSeq names its product ribosomal protein S6 kinase C1 (gene RPS6KC1). The coding region runs from base 3612 to 6866 and encodes 1084 amino acids. The record is from RefSeq and is a predicted model, not a curated record. Gene Ontology annotation, cellular component: cytoplasm; early endosome; organelle. Gene Ontology annotation, molecular function: phosphatidylinositol binding; ATP binding. NCBI's taxonomy places the organism in Eukaryota, Metazoa, Chordata, Mammalia, Primates, Hominidae. The transcript has 15 exons.